Messenger RNA from Dermacentor albipictus, 12785 nucleotides. Lineage: Eukaryota; Metazoa; Arthropoda; Arachnida; Ixodida; Ixodidae. The record is from RefSeq and is a predicted model, not a curated record.
GGAAUGUUUCGCCUUCAGCCAUUCUCUUUUCCAAGCGAUCCCACUGAAGGGAACAAGGUCACCGUCAUAUGUGCCUUAGUCACCGGAGGCAUAACGUCGGGAGUCGAGUUCUCGUGGUACAAAGAUGGAAAAGCACUAGCGCUCGACGACCGAGUCAAGAUUCGCUCAUUUCCGGACAUGUCGACGCUGGUGGUGGAUUCUCUGAAGCAAGAGGAUUCGGGAAACUACACUUGCAUGGGAAGGCUCGGAGGCCGCAAGGACUCGCACACGGAACAGCUGAGAGUUCUUGUUCCAGUGAAAUGGCUGCGAGAACCCCACGACAUUACAGUGAAGGAGAGUGAGAACACUACGCUUCGCUGUGAAGCAACAGGCAUACCCAAACCAAGCAUCAAAUGGGAAAGAGAAGGUGUCCUGCUCAGCGCAUCAGGCUCAAAGCUCGAGCUCUCCAAAGCAUCAAAAGGCGAUACGGGGCUUUACAAAUGCACGGCGGAUAACGGACUGCGGGAGCCACUCGCUAAAGAAGUUCGAGUCACCGUUUAUGGCUCUCUACGGCUGCAACCGUUCUCUUUCCCCAGCAAAGUUGUCGUUGGAAAUACAGUUACUAUUACAUGCACGACGAUCAGCAGCACUGCCAAUGUCAACUUUCGGUGGCUCAAAGACGGGAAAGAACUGGCCAAGAACUCCAAGGUGAAGAUCGUGCACCAUUCCCUGUUCAGCACGCUCGUCGUUGGCCCAACUACGACUGAGGACAGUGGAAACUAUACCUGUGUCGGAAACAUGGGCCCGGAGCUGGACAGCCACUCACAGCAACUCAAUAUUUUAGAAAAAAUCGACGUGGUGCCAUUUUACAUAAAGGACAAAGUGAUGCUUGGAGACACGGUGAAAAUUGUCUGCUACACAAGCACAGUGCAAGCACCUUUGUCGUUCAAGUGGAAAAAGGACGGCAAGGUUCUGCUCGCUAAUGAUAAUGUCCAAAUCAAAAUUCAAGCUGAUCUAUCGACGAUAAUUCUUGGACCCGUAGAGGAGUCACACGCAGGAAACUACACCUGUCAAGUCCUGUCACCAACGUCUAGUGGAUCGUACACAGCCCCUCUCGUGAUAUACGCGCCACCUGGCUGGCUUAUAGAACCACGUGACCAGCGCGUUCCGAGGGGCUCGAACCUGACAGUUUCCUGCGUCGCAUCCGGACAACCAGCGCCACAAGCGACGUGGAAGCUUAUCAGUGGGUCCCGAAUGAACUCGCUUAAAACUUCGCCUGACGGAAGACUACAUCUCACAAACAUACAGAAAGAAGACCAAGGCACCUACUCUUGUACUGCAAGCAACGAAGUUGGGAGUCCACUGGAGAAAACCAUAACCAUAUCUGUUACCGAGCCACCAGAAAUUCAGGCUAUGGUGUUUCCAAAGAACCUAAAAGAAGGGGCCAAGUUUCGGGCCCUCUGCUCCGUCACUGGAGCGCCCCCUUUCACUUUCAAAUGGCGUAAGAAUAACCAGAACCUUCCCGAAGACGAUACAGUGUUGACAGAGAACGCUCAAGACUACAGCAGCCUUGUGAUCAAGAAGCUACGCAGAAGUCACACCGGAAAUUACACAUGCACUGCCAUGAACAGAGGCGGAGCUACGCGGUACACAGCGGAACUGAUCGUGAACGCCCCGCCAGCAUGGACUGUCGAGCCAAGCAGCGGCGUGGUCCUACUGGGGGACAAACUGGAAAUCGGAUGCCAGGGCCACGGUUACCCAGAACCAACAGUGGCAUGGGUCAAACGCGGCGUCUCAGGGGGCACCACACUUGUCUCCGGAACCACAAACGGAACGCUGCUCAUACAAAAUGCCACCAAGUCCGACGGCGGGACAUACGUGUGCACUGCAGCGAACAGCUACGGAGAACGACUCGAGAAAGAAAUCGCCGUCAGAGUGAUCGGUAACGCACCAUACAAUCUGAUGCCCGCCCGGUUCGAGGAGAAGUUCAAGGUGCAGACCGUUCGGAGAGGAGAAGCGGCGACCUUGCAGUGCCAAGCAAUCGGGGAUUCACCACUGGAGAUCACUUGGUCCCAAGACAAGAAGCGGCUCAUAUUCGCUCCAGUGACAAGGUACGAAAAGUUCGAGUCGAACACGGAGAACGGCGUGACCUCAGAGUUGGCGAUUCCGACGACAGACAGGAGCGACGCAGCCCUCUACACCUGCGUCGCAAAGAACGAGUACGGCAGCGACGAGAGGAACAUCAAGCUGCUCGUCGUCGAGGUCCCCGCUCAACCGCUGGACCUUCGUAUCCUGGAAGUCUGGAGCCGCAAGGUGAACGUCAUUUGGUCGGAGCCGUACAGCGGGAACAGCCCGAUCAGCAACUACAUCGUCCACUACUGGAGGGACAGGGACGGGGCGCAUCGCCUCAUGGAGCAGACCGUGCCGAGCGGCCAGACUUCGGCCAUGAUCAGCGAGCUUCACCCGGGUGCCUCCUAUUCUCUCACCGUGACCGCCGAGAACGAAGUGGGUCAGGGUCCCCCCUCGGACCCGGUCCGCUUCCUCACCGCCGAAGAAGAGCCCGGCGGAUCACCAACCGACGUCUGGGCAGCUGCCAAGGGACCUACUUCUAUCGCCGUUUCGUGGAAGCCCCCUCCUCGAGACACGUGGAACGGCCUGCUCAAGGGCUACUACGUGGGAUACCGGGCGGCCGAGUCCAGCCAGCCGUACUCGUUCAAGACCGUCGAGACGGUUGUCAACGGAUCCCAGGAAGUCACGCUCGUGGGCCUCACAAAGUCCUCGCGGUACAGUGUGAUAGUCAAGGCCUUCAACGCCAUCGGAAGCGGACCACCCUCUGAAGCCUUGCUCGUCUACACUUUGGAUGGCGAUGUACCAUUCCCUCCCGCGCUGACCCUGAUCUCAAGCACCGACUCGGCCUUCAAGGUUAAGUGGACCCACUCCAAGGCCACUGCUGCUCCCGUAACAGGCUACACGCUGCACUACAAGAAGAACACGGGCCCCUGGCACCACAUCCCGGUCGUGGCUUCGGGUGACACGAGCUACACGCUCACAGACCUGGACGGGGGUGCGACAUACAAGGUGUACCUUACAGCGUCCAACCAGUUCGGACGCGGGUCUGGAAGCGAGGCCAUCAUCAUCAACACCACUAACCAAGGUCAUGACAGGGCCUGGGUCUUCUACAAGGAUCCAUCCCUGCUGGUUCCCGCCGCAUCCUUUCUCAUCGCUGUCCUCGUCGUCAUCACCGUUGUCACCAUCUGCAUCAAAAAGACCAAAGCGCACAAGAAUUUCGAAAAAUCCCUGGAAGCAGAGAAACGCCAGAGCUACGGCGAGGUGACGCAGCAGCAGCAGCGCUACAUCGACGUCACAGAGAAGCGCAACCGCUCCGACUACGCCACCAUCCAGAGCCGGAGGAGCCUCUCCGGCAACUACAAGAUCGAGGAACUGCGCUCGGCGGCACCUAACAGGGGAUACAAUACUACAGACGCACCAAUUCCACCGAAGAUAUCGCCGUUCUCGUUUCCAAACAACGCGACCAUCGGUCAAAGGGGGACGGCGACCUGCACCGCCACGGAAGGGGAUCAGCCGCUCAGCUUCCGCUGGCUGAAGAACGGACGGCGCCUUGACGGCGGGGACGCCACCAUUACAGACAACGCCGACUUCUCCGUGCUCAAGAUACAAUCGCUGGACGUGGACAGCUCCGGGAACUACACGUGCGUCGUGACUAACCUGGUUGGCUCCGUGUCCCAAUCUGCCACGCUCGUCGUUCACGCGCCUCCGCGAUGGAUUCAAGAGCCGACGAGCGCCGUCGCCACAUCCGGCGAGACAAUAUGGAUUCCGUGCAGAGCCUCGGGCAGCCCACCACCAACGAUCACCUGGACGAAAGCAGGACAGCAAAACCUGGGGGAACGCCGACAGUCCAGCAACGGAACAUUGAUACUGACUACAACAAGCAGCAGUGACAAUGGAGAGUACAAGUGCGAGGCCAGCAACGGAAUCGGACGGUCUCUUCAAAAGACAGUCACCGUAACAGUCAAGCUGCCGCCCAGGAUUACCCCGUUCAGUUUCGCUACCAAACUAGUGGCCGGCCAAAGGGCAACCGUGACAUGCUCCACUUACGAGGGCGCCCAACCACUCACGUUUGUGUGGCUCAAAGAUGGAUCUGUCAUCUCCAAGGGCGAGAACGUAGAAAAAAGCGAAGGAGAGGCUCACUCAACCCUGAGCAUAAGUCCCCUGUCACUGCGAAACAGCGGUAACUACACCUGUGUGGUCAGCAACGCAGCAGGCUCAGACUCCGCCUCCAGUCCGCUCAUAGUUUACGCACCACCGCGAUGGACACAAACUCCGAAAGACACAGUGGCAAGCGUCGGGGACAGCGUCAGCAUAGCCUGCGCGGCUGCUGGUCACCCGGCUCCGACGAUCACGUGGUCCAAGGAUGGUGGCGAGACAACCGAGAGUUCCGGAGGCGGCGUCAUCCAGAUUGCGUCAGCCGCCAAGAAGGAUGAAGGCCACUACAAGUGCCACAUCUCGAACGGCAUAGGAGCUGACCUCUACAAAACCGUCACGCUGGCAGUGAAGUUGUCUACAAAGAUAUCUCCCUUCAUAUUCUCCAAGAAUCUGUUGGUUGACGAACGGACGAGCGUCAUGUGCGCAACGACGUCCGGGGACCAGCCGUUCAGGUUUUCUUGGCUGAAGGAUGGAAGGCCGUUGCAGCAAAGCACGAAGAUCAACAUAGCGAGCAGCCCGCAGUUCUCGGCGCUGACCAUUGAGAAGCUGGACCUUAGGGACGCGGGAAAUUAUACCUGUUCUGUCAGCAACGCCCAUGGAACUGUAUCCUACACGGACACGUUGGAAGUAAAAGCCCCACCGACAUGGAAGGCGGAGCCCGUCGAUAUCCACGUCAGGUCUGGUGAAUCUGUGGAGAUUCCGUGCAAGGCUGAAGGAUUUCCUGCACCCACUGCAACAUGGCUGAGGAACGCGGCAGCUCCAAAAAUCCUUCCUUUUGCGUUUCCGCGCGCACUGACCGUCGGAGAAACGACCAGUGUGACAUGCACGACUACCGCCGGUGAUGAGCCAUUCAAGUACCUUUGGCUCAAAGAUGGCUCGGUGGUGCAGCCCGGAGAUAACGUCAAGGUUGUGACAUCCCCCGAGUUUUCGGUGUUUAAGAUCGACAAGCUGACGCUAGAGAACGCCGGUAACUACACCUGCGUGGUAACCAACGCCGGAGGAACAGUGUCCCACGCCAGCACCUUGGAGAUUAGAGUGCCUCCAUCCAUACCGCCUUUUCAAUUCCCGAAGAACCUCGAAGUGCAGCAACGCAUAAGCGUCAUUUGCACAAUAUCAGUCGGAGAAAAGCCACUGCAAUUCGCCUGGCUCAAGGACGGCUCUGCACUGGCCAGUGGCUCGAGGAACGUCCGCAUUGUAGACAACGCCGAGUCUUCUACAUUGCACAUCGAUCUGCUGACACUGGAAAGUGCUGGGAAUUACACCUGCUCGGUGACCAACAAGGCCGGCCACACGUCUUACACGGCUCUACUCGUAGUUCACGAGAAGCCGAAGCUACAACCUCUGGUGUUCCCACGCAGCCGGAUUCGUGUGGGCGAAAGUGCCAGUGCGUUGUGUGCUUUGGUGGCCGGCGACCACGACGUGAAAUUCAGGUGGUUUAAGGAAAACGUCGAGAUAGGUGGUGCCGUGCCUAACGUGAAAGUGAAGAAUGACAAGAAGGUGUCCGUGCUAACCGUCGAGCCCGCCACCAUCCAAAGUGCCGGCAACUACACCUGCACGGCGGAGAACAAUUAUGGCACCGAUGCCAACUCUGCGACGUUAGUCGUCGAAGCUCCACCAGUGUGGAUAAAUGAACCCCGAGACGUGUCUGCCAUAAGUGGCUCGAACGUCACCGUGCAGUGCACGGCCAGUGGAUCACCGCCUCCAAAAAUAACGUGGACAAGAACCAAAGAGCCGCCAAAGAUGAAUCCUUUCUCGUUCACCAAGACGCUUUCCGAAGGACAGAGCACAGCGGUUACAUGUACCGUCACGGAGGGCUCCAAGCCCGUGCAGCUUCAGUGGCUCAAAGACGGACACGAAGUCGUCAGUAGCGGUGCUGUGAAAUUGAUCAAGCACGAAACGAUAGUGGUGCUCUCCUUUGAGCCAGUCAAAGUCGCCGAUUCCGGAAACUACACCUGUGUGGCUCGGAACAAAUACGGAUACGACCGCUACACGUCAGUGCUGCAAGUCAAUGCGCCACCCAAAUGGGAUGUGGAACCACAGGAUGUAGUGCUCAAACGGGGAGAGACGUUGGAGCUUCACUGCAAAGCUGUGGGCUACCCAGCACCUGAAAUAAGGUGGCUGAAAGAAGGUACAGAGUUGAAGAGGCCUUCAGAGAACAGAGCCCAAGUCCUGCAGAACGGAACGCUGGUCAUCAGCAACGCAACGAGCCAAGACAGCGGCAAAUACUCUUGCCUGGCAUCCAACGGAAUCGGUGCUGCCUUGACGAAAACAGUGUCCUUGCUCGUCAAGAAAGCGCCAAAGAUCCAGCCAUUCCAAUUACCUGCCCGUGUGAAAGCCGGUGACAAAGUGAUCGCCACGUGCAAUCUUGCGUCGGGAACACCACCUGUCACCUUUUCAUGGCAUAAGGAUGGCAGCGAUGUCACAAGUUUCUCUAAGGAUAUCAGCUACGGCAGCAACAUUGUGUCCGCCUUGGCUAUUCCUUCGGUGUCGCUGGACUCGCAGGGUAACUACACCUGCACGGCAACAAACACCUACGGCAGCGACUCUCAUACAGUUCAGCUCAAGGCGGACAAUAAAAACUCACUCGAGACGUGGAAGCAGCCUGUCGUCUCCCUCUUUCCGCUCACAGAAGCUCAUCGAGGAAAAUACACGUGCGAUGCAAAUAACGACAUCGGAGGGCGGCUUACCAAAACUAUUUCGGUAUCCGUCAGAGAACCGCCAGUCAUUCAGCCAUUAGUGCUCCCCUCCGACGUUGUGACUGGCGUCAGCACCAAACUCUUCUGCAACGUGCAAAGCGGAACGCGGCCGCUGGCAUUUUCUUGGAUUAAAGACGGUGCUCCCGUACGAGAAGGAAUAUCGUCGCAGGACGAUUUCUCGGCACUGAGCAUAGACCCAGUGACAGCUGCCAGCGCAGGAAAUUACAGCUGCGUGGUGAGCAACGCAGCGGGUACAGACCGAUACACAUCAACGCUGGAAGUGAAGCAGCCUCCACAAUGGAUCGACGAACCCCGCGACGUUUCCACUGCCGAAGGUGCCCAGGUGCAGGUUAGGUGCUCUGCGGCGGGGCGCCCACAGCCCGCCGUUACGUGGAGCCGAUGUGUCUCCGGAGGCAAGCGCAGCCUGGUCUGCGGUGACUCCGAGACACCGGUGCCCGUCAGGACCAGCAACGGGAGCGUCACGUUCGUGCACAUUACGAAAAAGGACGAGGGGAGGUACGCCUGUUUUGUGGACAACGGCGUCGGAAAGCCGCUUAGGAAAGUGAUCCGCGUGGCCGUCAACGUGCCGGCCAAGUUCACCGAGAAGCACAGCGUGGUCACCGCUCGGCGGGGCGAGAACGCGCGGCUGGUGUGCGACGCCCAGGGAGACCAGCCGCUCACCGUCGCCUGGUCCAAGGGCGUCCAGAAAAUCGACCGAGGGGGAAACUCACGGCUGGAGAUAUUCGAGACCAUGACGGACAGCGGCCUGCGCUCGGAGCUCUUCAUUUCCAGCACGGAGCGCAGCGACGGCGCAGUCUACACCUGCCGCGCCGAGAACGAGUUCGGCCACGACGAGCGCACCAGCAAGUUGUUGGUCGUCGAGGUUCCCGGUCAGCCACAAGAUGUCAAGGUCUCCGAAACGUGGAGCCGCUCGGCGAGCGUGAGCUGGUCUCCGCCGUACAGCGGCAACAGCCCGGUCGCCAAAUACGUCAUACAGUACUGGAAGGACUCCGGUACAGCGCACAGGCUCCAAGAAGUGGCAGUGCCUGGAUCGCAGACGUCAGCCCUGGUCGGCGACCUGCACCCCGGUUCCACCUAUCACCUCAGCAUCCUUGCCGAAAACUCGGUCGGCGUCGGUCUCGCCUCUACGCCUGUCAAGCUGCACACGGGCGAGGAAGAGCCAAGCGCAGCACCAACUGACUUCCACGUCGAGGCCAGGGGGCCGAGCACCGUGCGUGUUUCAUGGAAGCCUCCUCCGCCGGACGAAUGGAACGGCGAUCUGCUUGGCUACUACAUCGGCUACAAGCCGACGUCGUCGGGCCAGCCAUACUCGUACCGCACCAGCGAGUUCCGGCCGAACGCCAGCCAUGAGUUCUUCCUCACCGGCCUCCAACGUGGGACGGAGUACGCGGUCAUCGUGAAGGCCUACAACGCCGCCGGCUCUGGGGUCGCCUCGCACGAGCUGCACGUCAAGACACUUGACGGGGAUGUGCCGCCGCCUCCGAAGGUGUUCGUCUCCGGCACGACGCAUUCGUCCAUCACUGUCACCUGGCACCAGCAGUUCGCCAGCGGAGUGAGAGGUUAUGUGCUGUACCAUCGGCCAGAAGAGAGCACCCAAGACUGGAAAGAGGUGAACCUUGACUCACGAUCGUCCUCGUACACCGUGUCUGGCCUCGAGUCCGGCGUCCUCUACCAGAUGUACGUCAGCUCCACCAACGAGUACGGCACGGGCGAUCCCAGCGAGAUCAUCACCGUCAGGACGCACAAGGCCGGUGGCGUGAUGCAGUCCCCGAUCUUCGGAGACGCCAGCACCCCGCUCUACCUGAACCUGUUCAUCAUGAUCCCCGUGCUGGCGAGCUUGGUGACCAUCGUGCUCGUGGUCAUCGUGACGUGCGUGUGCCUCCAGCGAAUCAAACGCCGACCUCCGCAACCGCCGCUCCAGCCUCCACCGGGCACCAUGGAGAGGCGGAGCAAGCAAUUCGCCGCCGGCUUCGACGGACAGCCGCAGAUGACAUCGACGAGCGCGCGGCACGCCGAGAAGGCACAGCAGGCGGCCGGCGAAUACACGGGCCUCUCGCAGCGCUACGUGGAGGUGCAGCCACCGCCGCUGCCUGCUGACCACCCGUGCGCGCUGUACCCAGCGCCCUGCGCCACGCUGCCCAUGACCGAAGAGCUCGAGGCCAAGAUGGCCAGGCACAACGUCAACCAGGAGAUGAAGACGUUCCUCGCACAGAACCGGGAGCUACCAACGCUUCCCAUGGGUGCCAAGUCCUGCAUGUCCAUCAAGAAGGACCACAUGUACGAGAGCGCCCAGUGAUGCCACGCCGCGUGAACUACGCACGGAUCCCACCGUAGAGGUGGAGUAGGCAUCGGGCGCCCUCGAACCAUCGUCGCACUCGUUUCUCUCACGUUUCACCACAUCCGCUAAAAACCACAGAGCACACAUCCGGACCCCGCUGUUCCCAACCCUCGGCGUUCGCGAGCAAGUUACGCUCACUGUGAGCGUGCCUAGCGUACCACGAUGCAGUGCUCUCUGUCCUGUUACGCGAGUGCAACGUGCAUAGCGGAUGUCGCGCAUGCGCAAACCUGGAAAGCUCGUGAGCUGCUGGCUCCUCAUCAAACUAGUCACGGCAAUCCCAGCUGCUCACCCCAUGAGCUCGCAAGCGGGCAAGUUGACACCUUGCGAGUUCAUCACCGCGGGCAAUGUGUUCUCUCAGUGAGUCAGUGAGGUACCCUACGGGGAGCGCGGUGGAGCAGCACAGAAUCCUUUUUUUGCAACAAUAACGCAAUGAGAUAACGUGUGUGAGAGCUGCAACUUUUGAUCUGGCCUCCCGUUAAACCAAUGAUAUGUCCCACGAUGCUUGUAGCUCAUGUACCGCUUGUGCGACGUUGCUAGCUGCAGUCGCCAGUGCUUUCCGUCGUUAAUUUGAAAUUUCCUGACAGACCAACUUCCUCAGUUCGUUGAAGUUUGCCUACUCUGUGAUUCAGUGCGACCGUAACAGUGUUACAGAUGCCGUGCGGUCGCCCCUGGUGUGAAGCGAUCGCAACGAUUGUGUUCAAUUGUCAGCGGUGGCUUGCUCUACGGAAACGAUAGUACGUUCUUGUGGAGAGCUACAGUGAGAUUUGAGUUUAUAGAUCCACGAGCGAACAGUGUAUGGUCGUUACAACAGUGGCCGCACUCUUACUCGUUCCCUUACGGGAAUGCUUUCAUUUCUGCGUGACGUAACGUCCAAAGAGACGCCUCGCUGGAACGACGGAAACCUGUCAACGCACUCGUAAACUGUGCACUAAGAAAAUAACGCUGGUGGAAGGUGCGUGCCUGCAUUCGUCACGAUCUCUUACGUUAGCUUCGCAAAUCAACGUGCAAUGAAAACAAUAUCCCCGAAAGUGGUCGAUGGGAAAUACGGUCCCAGGUUGCUGAAUACGCAUACUGUUAGAGAGGUACGAGGCCGGAUAUGACACGUCGCUUGACGCCAUCGCAGAGACAGCCGAUCGUGACUCUACAAGCCCGUGACCAUAAUGCAGCCGAGAUUACCAUUUGAAUCUGCGUGCAUACGUACAGGCAGCGCUUGCGAAACGCUUGAGGAACCCACCAAUUUUGUUUGAGAAACAUUUCUUUUUUAACCUUCGCACGCCACGCUCCGUUUAUGCUCAAGCCUGUUCAGAAUGGUGCGUGAGGAAAUACGUAUGAGAAACGGUAGCUAGGCGCUCACCUGAAAAGGUGACUUGGCGUUGUACAUAUGUAUUUAUGAUUUGCUGCUGCGAAAUUACAUUCGAUGGUUUCCACACCCGUUUAUGCUGAGCAUUCACUUUUGAAGGUGCGUUAACUUGCCGCGCUUACGUCGCAUCACAACAUUGGUGUUGCCGCAUCGUUGCUGCAGUCGCGGCUGCAAGCCAGCGCGACACUUAGUUACGACUUAACGGCUGCCCCGACAUACUUUCGUUUUCCAUAAACGUCAAUUACCAUGCCUAUAAAAUCUCUUCCUCCUUCACACGAACCUAAAGUGUCCCACGUCAUACCCUAUAUAAUAUCUUUAUCUUCAUUCGAGCGCCGUUGGCGCAAAGCCCUAUCUGAUACGCGACACGACAACCGGCAUCAAGAAAUAGCGUCACGCGGCGCGGAUGACACUUCGUCCAUAUGCCAAACGUGCCGGACGUGGUGCUGUAAGGGCGCCGCCUAACGCCUGUAGCGCCGCCUAACGCGAGCAGCGGCCAGCAGCAGCAAGACAGGAACUGAAGUGGCGCUAAGGUUAAUCUAUAUAGGGUAUUGCCAGUUGCCAAACAAGUGUAGGCAGGAGUGAGGUGGUGCGUGGUAGGACAAUUCCUAGUAGAAAAAAAACAGACGUUACAGGGUUGACCCAGCGUCUUGCGUGUCGUGCCAUACAAAUUGUGCUGUGACAUUGCGCUGUUGUCGUGGAAACUGGUUCAGUCUCACUCGUGGACUCUGUACUCGUAGAUGGAAUCCUCGCGUCAACGCAUCGUUUGAAUUAUUUUCUUCGCGCAUUCUCUGCGGAAAGCGCUCACAAUCAGUUCCGCAGCCAACACAGCGCAGUGAAAGCGCACUAAGGUGUCGAGCAUCAAAAGUAGUUCCACAAGAAACUUAUUGCUCUUAAUUUAGUUGCACAAUGUUAGCUUUUGUUUGAUGCUUAGCAGGUUGACGUAAACAGGGUAGCAAAGUUUACCUUGCACUUUGUGGUACUAUGGGUCACAAACAAUUUGCGAAGCAGCGCUUGAGGCAAGCUCAUACAGCACCGCGAGAGCGCAGUCAAAGACCAUCUUUGUUUUGGUACGGCUGAACCCACCUGUACGUUCGCUUUCGAUCAGAGCACUGCACCAAAACAACAUGAAGCGACACCGUCGGAGCUCUCGCACAUAAUUUUGAGUCUGAAGCAGGAAGAUUGUCCGCUGAUAAAGCCUUUCGUUGCAAGUCAAUAUUUCCUCUCUUUCUUUUUCUUUUUCCGAGCAACGUCUGUAGUACGCGACAGGGUUUCUGAAACCACAAACAUACGCCGUGAGCAUCUUCUAUUUAGACAAUAUUUCGACGUAGCAAACGAGGUCACAGGAACAUUGGUGUUAUCUCCCACCAGUAGCAGCGCCGUUAAAAAAAUGUGUCCUUUUGCUUUCGUGCAGUUGUUUGUUGUAAAUACUAGGUUUCAGGUUUCGAUUGUAUGUCUUGUGGUGUUCGUCACUUAAGCGUAAUGAAUGCUGAGAUGCCAUGCAACCCCCCUUUUUUUUUCUUUUUUUUUUGGGGGGGGGGGGAGUGGGGGCAAGGAAUGUAGAGAUAAUUUAUAUUUAUUGCGGCUGCUGGUAACACUGUUGGACAGCUUCUGCAUAAACUGAAUACUUGCGAAACGACCUGGUCAACGAGAACGCACGGUCUCUUCCGUGCCAUCACAUUGAUAAGCUCGCUCAACCCCAAGGUUUGUUUUUACAAACGAACUGAAAGCUUUCGAACAUGUAUAGUCUUCUCGCUAAAAUGUUAGAUUUUAGUUUAGCUCAAAGCUAAAGCUGGAAAACGUAUAAUUUCUUCUAUCCUUAUCUCCCCCAGCAGACUUUCAUAGUUUCGCGAGUUAUUCCGCAGAACUGUCCUGCAGUGUAGAGGAGUUGCUACAGGCUUCAUGUACAGUGUAUAUUUCGUUUCACAUUCUUUCUGUGUGCAGGCAUACUUCUCAAGCUGCUUCAUAUGUCGUCUGUGGGUGUGAUGUGAAAAAAAAAGAAAAAAAAUAACACUACUGUUGUCACACUGUUUUGUCUUGUGGCUGAAUCAAUGCGUGCGUCUCGAAUGAGCCGUUCUUUUGUAAAAUUGCAUUACAUACCUUGUCACAAUUUGUAAAUAAUGAAAAUAAAGAAAAGAUCACCGUUUCGGUUGUCCUUCAAACCAUCAAA